Messenger RNA from Diceros bicornis minor, 4083 nucleotides. It is a transcript of the gene TXNDC16, whose product is annotated as thioredoxin domain containing 16. Bases 459 to 2492 code for a protein of 677 amino acids. The transcript has 20 exons. NCBI's taxonomy places the organism in Eukaryota, Metazoa, Chordata, Mammalia, Perissodactyla, Rhinocerotidae. The record is from RefSeq and is a predicted model, not a curated record.
AGGUCGAUGGCGGCGCGGGUCCUUCAGGCAAGGGGCCGUGGUUUCCGCCUGCAGGGAUGGGGUUUUAGACCAGGCGGCUCUCCCCCAGCCAGGGCCGCACCGCAGAGCUCUAUAAUUUGUCUUAGAACCGGCCUCACCUGGAUCCUUCGGAGGGGCGUUUUGCUUUCUUCUUUUCCCCCCGGCGUGAACGGCGAGGAAAACAUAGUAUAGAUUAGGAGUAGAAAAACUUCCUGAAAGAAGAAAUUGUUCAAGAGAAAUAUGAAAAUAGCAAAAUAGAAGACAGAGAAUUGACAGCAAAUACAGAGGACAGCAUGGAAAUUUUACUUCAUUCAUUUAUUUAACAAAUUCAUUCGGCAAAACUUUCUUGAACACCUACUCUUGCUGGAUGUUGUCCUGGGCAACAGAACACAGCAGUGAACAGACAGACAGACUCUCCUGCCUACGUACAACCUCAGCUGAUGAUGUCUUCCUGUCUCAGCGUGUGUAGAGUUGGCAUCUCUUUUGUUAUGAUGAACAUUUUUUAUAAGUCAGCAGUAGACUCUCUACCAGAACUGAGUCCUCAGAAAUAUUUCAGUACAUUGCAACCAGGAAAAGCCUCCUUAGCUUAUUUUUGUCAAGCUGAUUCUCCAGGUACCUCUGUAUUUCUUGAAGAACUAAAUGAGGCUGUUAAACCUCUCCAGGACUAUGGAAUUUCAGUUGCAAAGGUUAAUUGUGUCAAAGAAGAAACAUCAAGAUACUGUGGAAAAGAAAAGGAUUUGAUGAAAGCAUAUUUAUUCAGGGGCAACAUAUUACUCAGAGAAUUCCCUACUGAUACCUUGUUUGAUGCAAAUGCCAUCGUUGCUCAUGUUCUUUUUGCUCUUCUUUUUAAUGAAGUAAAAUAUAUUACUACCCUGGAAGACCUUCAGAACAUAGAAAAUGCUCUGAAAGGAAAAGCAAACGUUGUGUUCUCAUAUGUAAGAGCCAUUGGAACACCAGAGCACAGAGCUGUCAUGGAAGCUGCUUUUGUGUAUGGGAACACACACCAAUUUGUCUUAACCACAGAAAUUGCCCUUUUGGAAAGUAUUGGCACCGAGGAUAUAGAAUAUGCACAUCUCUACUUUUUUCAUUGUAAAGCAGUCUUGGACUUGACCCAGCAGUGUAGAAGAACACUAAUGGAACGGCCAUUGACUACACUGAACAUUCAUCGAUUUAUUAAGACAAUGGAAGCACCUUUGCUGACUGAAGUUGCUGAAGAUCCUCAACAAGUUUCAACUGUUCAUCUCCAGCUGGGAUUACCAUUGGUUUUUAUUGUUAGUCAACAAGCUACAUAUGAAGCUGAUAGAGGAACUGCAGAAUGGGUUGCUUGGCGUCUUCUGGGAAAAGCAGGCGUUCUACUCUUGUUAAGGGACUCUUUGGAAGUGGAUAUUCCUCAGCAUGCUAAUGUGGUCUUCAAAAGAGAAGAGGGAGUGCCAGUGGAAUUUUUGGUGUUACAUGAUAUUGAUUUAAUAAUAUCCCGUGUGGAAAAUAAUAUGCACAUUGAGGAAGUACGAGAAGAUGAAGACAAUGACAUGGAAGGUCCAGAUAUAGAUAUUCAAGAUGAUGAAGUGGCAGAAACAAUUUACAGAGAUAGGAAGAGACAGUUACCUUUGGAACUCACAGUGGAACUUACAGAAGAGACAUUUAAUGCAACAGUAAUGGCUUCUGACAGCAUAGUGCUUUUCUAUGCUGGUUGGCAAGCAGUAUCCAUGGCAUUUCUGCAAUCCUAUAUCGAUGUGGCUAUUAAAUUGAAAGGCACACCCACUAUGCUGCUUACUAGAGUAAACUGUGCAGAUUGGUCUGGUGUAUGCACCAAGCAAAAUGUUACCCAAUUUCCUGUUGUAAAGAUGUACAAGGAAGGCAGGAACCCAGUAUCUUAUGCUGGUAUGUUAGGAACUGAAGAUCUCCUAAAAUUUAUCCAGCUCAAUAGGAUUUCAUGUCCAGUGAACAUAACAUCUGUCCAAGAAGCAGAAGAAUAUUUAAGCGGGGAAUUAUAUAAAGACCUGAUCUCCUAUUCUAGUGUGUCAGUACUAGGACUAUUUAGUCCAACUAUGACAUCAGCAAAAGAAGAUUUCACUGAAGCAGGAAAUUACCUAAAAGGAUGUGUUAUCACUGGAAUUUAUUCUGAAGAAGAUGUUUUGAUAUUGUCAAAUAAAUAUGCUGCAACUCUUCCAGCCCUGCUGCUUGCCAGACACAAAGAAGGUAAAACAGAGAGCAUUCCGUUAGCUAACACCCACGUGCAAGACAUAGUUCAAAUAAUAACAAAUGCAUUCCUGGAAACAUUUCCAGAAAUCACUGUGGAAAAUCUUCCCAUUUAUUUAAGACUUCAGAAACCAUUACUUAUUUUAUUCAGUGAUGGCAGCAUAAUUCCUCGGUAUAAAAAAACAAUAUUGACGCUGGUAAAGGAGAAACACUUGGAUUCUCUUACCCCUUGCUGGUUAAAUCUGUUGUUUCCAUGUCUUGGCUAUUGUGAAUAAUGCUGCAAUGGAGAUGGGAGUGCAGAUAGCUCUUCAAUAUCCUGUUUUAAUUUCCUUUACAUGCAUACCCAGAACUAGGAUAGCUGGAUCAUAUGGUAGUUCUAUUUUUAAUGUUUUAAGGAACCUCCAUACUGUUUUCCACAAUGGCUGCACCAAUUUACAUUCCCACCAACAAUGCACAGGGUUCCCUUUUCUCCACAACCUCACCAACACUUGCUAUCUCUUGUCUUUUUGAUAAUAGCCAUCUAAAAGGUGUGAAGUGAUAUGGUGGUUUUGAUUUGCAUUUCCCUGAUGAUAAGUGAUGUUGAGCAUCUUUUCAUGUACUUUUUGGCCAUUUUUAUGUCUUCUUUGCAAAAUGUCUAUUUAGUUCCUCUGCCCAUUUUUAAAUUGUUUUUUUUUUUUUAACUAUUGAGUUAUGUGAAUUAUUUUGGAUAGUAACCCCUUAUUAAAUGUAUGACUUGCAAAUAUUUUCUCCCAUUCCAUGGGUUGCCUUUUUAUUUUGUUGAUGCUUUCCUUUGCUGUGCAGAAGCUUUUUAGUUUGAUGUAGUCCCACUUGUUUAUUUUUGCUUUUGUUAGUUUUGCUUUUGCUGUCAUACUAUAAAUUUUUUAAAGUAAUAAUUUUUCAGAUUUUAAAAGUAAUUGAUGUUCAUUGAGGAAAACUUGACAAAUACAGAAAAAUAAACAUUGUGAUAUUUUGACAUUUUUCCUUCAGGUCCUUUUUCUGUACUUCUGUAUUUUUAAAAUGCAGCCUAAAAUGUUACAGAAAGUUUUCAGUGCAUUCAUCAACAGUAUUUCCUGGUAUGUUUUCUAGAUGUUUGGCUUGUGUUACGUUUAAUGUCUAUGAACACAGUUCACAUAUAUACACACUAUCCAUUGUUCAAAUUAGUCAGAAGAAAGACAUUUUAUUUUUAACUCAUUUGGAAAAAAUACAAGAAUGACGCAGUGUACAUUUUUGCUGUGAAGAGUUCACUAACAGUACAACCCACUGCUUGAGACAAAAUUUUCCCAGGUAAUUAUCCUUGUAGGUAUCUCGGGGUAAAAUGGUAUUUUCCCUAAUGUGGAAUGUUCUGUAUUAGGAAAACUAGGCAUGUUAAACUUAUGGUUUCCUUGUAUGAACACAAUUUUUAAAAAUCUUUUUAAUUUGAAAUUAAUCCCUUCUUUUUUCCUGAGAAAAGACACAAUUUUGUUUGGAAAAGAAGUAUUUAUUAUAGGUAUCUUGUUAUUUUAUAGUUUGUAACCAUUUAAUUUUUGAGCUCACAUGAUCAGAUACUUGACUAAACUUGGGAAGGAACUUAUUGAUUGUAGUAGGCCGAAAUUGACAAGCCUUUGGACUAUACCUGUUUUUCAUUAAAACUUGCAUUGACUGCCUCUUUUUCUCCUAAGAGAAACACAGUGCCCCAUGUUAAAAGAAACUUUUCAAUACUGUGAUUACUGAUAACAUAGUUAUAUAGAUCUCUUGGUUUUUAGGACAGCUCUUCAUAAAAUAAACUUAUUGGCGUGAUACUAUAUUUAAAGGUUAAUGUUCUACAAACUGUUGCUUUCAUUAUUUUGUUGUAGAAAGAAAUAUUAAUUAACAUGUUGAAUCGCUCCC